Molecule: messenger RNA, 6881 nt
Organism: Perognathus longimembris pacificus (Pacific pocket mouse)
Lineage: Eukaryota; Metazoa; Chordata; Mammalia; Rodentia; Heteromyidae
Gene: Ttll7
Product: tubulin tyrosine ligase like 7
Exons: 22
Coding region: 422-3097 (891 amino acids)
Biological process (GO): microtubule cytoskeleton organization; protein polyglutamylation
Cellular component (GO): cilium
Molecular function (GO): tubulin binding; tubulin-glutamic acid ligase activity
Source: RefSeq, a predicted model, not a curated record
GUGGCUGCCGCGGGCGGGCGGCGGGCGGGGGCAUCGCCUGAGACACCGGCGCUGGCUGCUGGGGCCCGGGAACCGACCUCCGGGCCGCCGGGGAGCGCGGGAGCCGCCGAGGGACGGUCGCAGUUGGGAGGCGAGGAAGCGGCUGCGCUGCCUCGCCCGUUAUCUUCUGUGACCUGUGGAACUGUAAGAGUUUCUGAGCAUUAACCUACAGAUGCUUCUGCCAUAUUACCAUCCCCUUGGGCCUGGAAUCUAUUAAGGUAUUUUGUGAGCCCAUAACAAGUGUCUUGAAAUCUGAGGAUUCCACCCAGAUAAUAUGAUAGGUACUCUGAGUGAUUUGGGGCCAUAUCCUACUUAGACUAAUGCGAGACAUCCAGACCUCCUGGGAGCUUCUUACCUGCAGUCCAUUGUGGCACAUGUUAUAAUGCCAUCUCUGCCUCAGGAAGGAGUUAUUCAAGGAACCUCUCCCCUGGAACUGAACACAGAAUUACCUUAUCAGAGCACUAUGAAAAGGAAAGUGAGAAAGAAGAAAAAGAAGGGGGUCAUUACAGCAAAUGUUUCUGGGACAAAGUUUGAAAUUGUUCGUUUAGUCAUCGAUGAAAUGGGAUUUAUGAAAACUCCUGAUGAGGAUGAAACAAGUAACCUCAUAUGGUGUGACUCUGCUGUUCAGCAGGAGAAGAUUUCAGAGCUGCAAAAUUACCAGAGGAUCAACCAUUUUCCAGGAAUGGGAGAGAUCUGUAGAAAGGAUUUCUUAGCAAGAAAUAUGACCAAAAUGAUCAAGACUCGGCCUCUGGAUUAUACUUUUGUUCCUCGAACGUGGAUUUUCCCUGCUGAAUACACACAAUUCCAGAAUUAUGUGAAAGAACUGAAGAAGAAACGGAAACAGAAAACUUUUAUAGUAAAGCCAGCUAAUGGUGCAAUGGGUCAUGGGAUUUCUUUGAUAAGAAAUGGUGAUAAACUUCCAUCUCAGGAUCAUUUAAUUGUUCAAGAAUACAUUGAAAAGCCUUUCCUCAUGGAGGGUUACAAGUUUGACUUACGAAUUUAUAUUCUGGUAACAUCAUGUGAUCCACUAAAAGUCUUUCUCUAUCAUGAUGGACUUGUGCGAAUGGGAACAGAGAAGUACAUCCCACCCAAUGAGUCCAAUUUGACCCAGUUAUACAUGCAUCUGACAAACUACUCAGUGAAUAAGCAUAAUGAGCAUUUUGAACGAGAUGAAACAGAAGACAAAGGCAGCAAACGUUCCAUCAAAUGGUUUACAGAAUUCCUACAAGCAAAUCAACAUGAUGUUGCUAAAUUUUGGAGUGAUAUUUCAGAAUUGGUGGUAAAGACUCUGAUUGUGGCAGAACCUCAUGUCCUGCAUGCAUACCGAAUGUGCAGACCUGGCCAACCCCCAGGAAGUGAAAGUGUCUGCUUUGAAGUGCUGGGAUUUGACAUUUUGCUGGAUAGAAAACUAAAGCCAUGGCUUCUGGAGAUUAACAGAGCCCCAAGCUUUGGAACGGAUCAGAAAAUAGACUACGAUGUCAAAAGGGGAGUGUUGCUCAAUGCAUUGAAACUACUGAACAUCAGGACCAGUGAUAAAAGGAGAAACUUGGCCAAACAAAAAGCUGAGGCUCAAAAGAGACUAUAUGGUCAGAGCACAAUAAGAAAGCCCUUACCUGGUUCUUCAGACUGGGAGUAUCAGAGACACCAAUUGGAGAGGCGGAAAGAAGAGUUGAAAGAGAGACUUGCUCAAGUACGAAAGCAGGUCUCCCGAGAAGAACAUGAAAACCGACACAUGGGAAAUUAUAGACGGAUUUAUCCUCCUGAAGAUAAAUCAUUGCUUGAAAAGUAUGAAAGUUUGUUAGCUGUUGCCUUUCAAACCUUCCUUUCAGGAAGAGCAGCUUCAUUCCAGCGAGAGCUAAACAAUCCUUUGAAAAGAAUGAAGGAGGAAGAUAUUUUGGAUCUUCUGGAACAAUGUGAACUUGAUGAUGAAAAGUUGACGGGAAGAACAACUACGACUAAGCCUCGAGGACCAAAGCCUUUGUGUUCUAUGCCAGAGAGCACUGAGAUAAUGAAAAGACAGAAGUACUGUAGCAGUGACAGCAGUUACGAUAGCAGCCACAGCUCUUCAGAAUCAGAAGAGAAUGAAAAAGAAGAGUAUCAAGAUAAGAAAAGAGAAAAUCAAGUUUCAUACAGUUUUAAGCUCUCUAACCACUGCAGAUUAAUUCAACAAUCCAGUACCAUGAGGCGUUCAGUCAGCUGCCCUCGGUCCAUCUCUACUCACUCAUCUUCCAGUGGGGACACUCGCCCCCUUUCUGCUCAACAGGUGGUAUCAGUGUCACGACCAACUUCAGCAUCUCGGUCUCAUUCCUUAAACCGUGCUUCUUCCUAUGUGAGACAGCUGCCUCACAGUAACGAUGCGGUUUCUACCAGCUCACAGGCGAGUGAGUCUUUGCGGCAACUGAAAACGAAGGAACAAGAAGAUGAUCUAACGAGUCAGACCUUAUUUGUUCUCAAGGACAUGAAGAUCCGGUUUCCAGGAAAGUCAGAUGCAGAAUCAGAACUUCUAAUAGAAGAUAUUAUCGAUAAUUGGAAGCAUCAUAAAACAAAAGUGGCUUCCUACUGGCUCAUAAAAUUGGACUCUGGAAAACAACGGAAAGUUUUGGACAUAGUAAAAUCAAGUGUCCGUGCUGUUCUUCCUCGAAUCUGGAAGGUACCUGAUGUUGAGGAAGUGAGUUUAUAUCGGAUUUUCAACCGGGUUUUCAAUCGCUUGCUCUGGAGUCAUGGCCAAGGGCUGUGGAGCUGCUUCUGUGAUUCGGGAUCCUCUUGGGAGAGUAUAUUCAGUAAAAGCCCGGAGGUGGUGACUCCUUUACAGCUCCAGUGUUGCCAGCGCCUGGUUGAGCUCUGCAAACAGUGCCUGCUAGUGGUUUACAAGUACACGAUGGACACAAGAGGAUCAUUGUCAGGCUUUGGUCUUGACUGGGGAAGUUCCAGGUAUUUGCUACCAGGAAGUACCCAAUACUUCAUGAGAACACCAAGCUACCACAUGAGAUACAGUUCAUCUGGAAUGACUCGCUCCAAUGCAUUGUUUACACCUCGAUAUGGCCAUUUUUUAAACUGAAAGGAAGAUUGCCAUGAGUUAGGCAUAAUAGCAAUUCUUUAUUUUCUUAAGUUGAACAUGCAAAGAAAGUGACCAUUAAGUGCUGUUUUAUGUAUAUAUGACAUAUCUGUAUAAAAAUGCACACACACAUGCACCCCAAUAACAUAUAUUUAUUAUAAUAUAUGAAAGAAUAAUUAGGAGAAAACAUAGUAUAUAAAACCUAAUCUCUGGAAAUGUAAUAAACCACGUUAAAAUUGUUUACACAAAUAUGUGAAUGUCUAGAAUUUGCUAGGUUUAUAAUUAAUCCCUUCCUACUAGAAAUGUUAUUUUUGCUGCAGAGUAUAUGAAAUAGAAUUGACCUUUAAGAUCCAAUUACAACAUUCAAGUAUUUUCUAGAUAACAUUACUUUUGACUUGAAAAACAACUGGUAAUAUAAUAUCUUAUUAGUUCCCUUCCUUAGAGUCUCCAUUUAAAAUGAAACACAAAAGAUUUAGAAGAUUUAGAAGCCUGGUGUUGCUUGAUGGUAAUAUUAAGUAUAAAAUGGGUUUAUCAUUAUUAUACCACACUGUAAAGUACUAGGUAAUAUCCCAAACUGAUCCUCCAAAAUUUUCAUGUGGAAAUUUAGCUACUCAUAACAAUGUAUAUUUUCAGUGAGUAUCUAUUAAGAUCGUAUGCUUAUCUCAAAUGGAAGACAAUCUAGAUGGUGAAAAACGAUGUGCAAAAGUAGCUUUUAUUUCUACUUAUCAUAGUAAGUCAAGCCAAGCAACGGCGAUCACAGAAUCUUUCUAUAUGACUUUUGUGUCUCAUACCACUUGUUUUUAUUUGUGAAAUAUACCUUUCAUAGAUUUGAGUUUCUUAAUUGAGACCAAUUUCCAUUGCAAAGUGUAAUAACAGUAGUAUCUCAUUUGAAUGUAGAAAAUAAUCUACAUGUUUGGGGAAAUAAAAGAUUAUAGUGUCUUUGUAUUACUGGCCAUUGAUACAUCCUGAGUUGGUUUUUCUUUUUCCUUUAUAAGUCAAAGUAUAGUAUGAAGUUUUCUUCCUGCCUCACACUUCUUUGCAUCUGUUUCAUUGCAGUUUAUUUACUUUUUUUUGCUUGCAAUUCCAAAACCACUGAAUGAGCUCUCAGUUUUUUAGAAAAAAUACAAAUUGCACUGUUAUUGAUUGAACUCCUCAGAACAUACCGUAUUUACUUCAACUUCUUUUCCUAGUGGUUUUUCUUCUAGAUGCUAAUCAUUUGCAAAUUUCAUUCAUGUUUGCCCCUGUUGAAUAUUCUAAAAGCUCUUUCUAGUAAACCAGAAAGUAAUCCCAAAGAAGAAGGGUUACUGAGAGAGCAAAAUUAUUCUGGGUUAGGUCACAGGCUAGAUACUUCUUAACCCAAAGUUGUAAGCUAUGUAUACUUUGCCUUUUAAAUCAUCUUCUGGAUGUACAGCCAAAAGAAUACAUUUAUUUCUUAACUUAAUUGCUUGUGAUUUGAUUCUUUAUGACUGCUGACGUCUGUGUUCCAAUGGAGACUUUCUUUACUGGUGUACCUCGACUGUCUGUAGUCUCAGUGAAAGAAAGUCAUCUAUCAGGACCAAGAAAAUCAGCAUCAGUUUUAGGGGUCUAUUUUGAAACUACUUAUAUAUUUUAUAGAUUUCUUAGGAUGAAAAAAAUCUAAAAUGGGACAUUACAAAGUCAUGGAAAGAAUGGUCAACAAGUAAGGCAUUUUUUUUGAAGUAUUUUUACUUCUUUUAAAUUCAUGAUGUGAUCAUGGAGGAUCAUGGAGUGAUCCUUCCUAAGGAACACAACUUAGUGUGUUGGCCAUUCCUUGCUUUAGCCUUAACUCACGAUUGUAACUUCUGCCUUUAACAGUGCAAGAAAAAUUAUUUUUGCUUUCAUUUAAAACAAAACGUUAGAAUGCUCAAAACUGGGAGAAAUUCUCCCUUACACACACACACACACACACACACACACACACACACACACACACACACACAGAGCUAAGAAAAACAUGUAUAUGUCUGCAACUAUCCAGCUAUUUGAUGAACAAAUUUUAUUUACUUUCUAUUUAUGUUGGACCUUAUUUUAAGCAAUAGAAUUCUUUUGCCCACAUUUGCCUAUUUAUACUGAUCUAGUUUGCUAUGAUGAAGUUGUGAAUAAAAGCCAUGUGUUUAUUAUUUAUAAAUACUACGGGUAGGCUGUGGCCUAUGGCUGUUAUAGUGCCAUUCUCUAAUGAACAACUAAGAGAAGACAUAGUAGUGAGCCAUGGAAGUCUCCAAAGGCCUUGGAAGUGUUUUAGAGAUACAAAACAUUCCAUACUGUGUAUGUGUGUGUGUGUGUGUGUGUGUGUGUGUGUGUAUGUGUAUACAUAUACACGCAUAUUAUCCAUAGGGUUAAAACAAACAUUAUCAGAAUAAAUGAUAGGACAAGUCUCUCUCCUAGGAGAGAAAGAGCUUGAUUUGAAAAACUCCAGUAGUUACUUAAUUUCACCUGGGGUUUCUGAAGAGCAUUUGGUUUAACUGGAAUGAAAAACUAUUUUCAUUCUGUUAUGCAAAAACAUACCCCUGCUCUUUUGAUAGAUCUUAAGACUGGAAUGAUUCUAAAUGUUUAAGCCUGAAAUCAUUUCCUUGAAUUGUCUAAGAAAAACAACUUUUUACUUUAAAUCAUCACCUACAAACAUAGUAUGAGGCUGCAGACUAGAUUUUCAGUGAACAAUCCAGUCUUGUGGAUGAGUUACCAUUUGUUUCUGUAAUUUGUUGAAGGUCCUGUUGUAAUUCGGAUUUGGAUUGAUUUUAUUUGAAACAAUUUUAUUUAAUAGUACAUUUACUUUAAAUGUUCAAAAUUUCAAUUGUAAUAGGAUCAAAUAUGGAAAUAGCAAUGGUAACCUCCAUCUAGGAUAUACUUAAAUAUCCCUAUAAUCUGAAAAAAUGUAUAAACAUUUAUCAUAGGACUAAUUAGACCCAAGUACACAGAAGUUACCAUUAAUUCUUUUUCCUUAGAAUAAGAACCCAAGCCUGCUCAAACAUUGUUUUAUUUCACCUAAUAUUUUUGCACAAGUAGAUACAUAUAGGUCUAAAGAAGAUUUUGUUUCAAUUUUCUUUUUUUUCUAUAUUGGAAAGUAACUUAAUAUGGAAUUCUGCCAAUUUGAGAUUUCAGAUUUUUAAAAAUUAGUUAAUGCCAAUGUUUUCUUCUUUAACAUUUCAAACUCAUUCUGUGUAAAAGAAUCUAAACAAAUACAAAAUACUCUACUUCUUCAAGAGUACCAAAACCUAACAGAUUCAUAUUGUUAACUAUUUAACUUUCUGUAAAGCACUGAUUUAUUCUUAAAUGUGUAUUCUUUUUAAAAUAUUAGGAAAUACCUCGAGUGAAAAAAUGCUUUCCUUUUCUGUUCUGUAAUGCUAAUUUACAUUAUGAAUCUUAGUUUACUUGGUUAUAAUAGUUAAACAAUAACAAAAAAGUGUAACUAUACAAUUUAUUGUGCUCCUCUUAUCUGGUGAUUUUUAAAUAUUUGCUUUUCUUUUAAUAUUAAGAAAUGUAAGUUUUCAAGGGUUAUAUUAUAUAAAUAUUAAUUACUAGAUAUAUAAAUAUUUUGGACUAAUGUCUUGUAAAUAAAUUUAAAAUUUAGAAAUAUAUUCAUGGAGAAAACUUUUUCCUUAUGCUGCUUUUUUUGUUUCCCUCUUUUUUUCUUUUCCUUUUUAAAAUUCUCUUUGAAGCUUUUUUGCAUGGACAAAGUCAAGACAGAUGAAUUUCUGCAUUUUAAACAUUGAUUUUCUUUGAAUUUAUGUUUGUAUAAUUUUGCCUGAGCAACAAUAAAACCUAGAUAAAA